This is a messenger RNA of Chaetomium strumarium, 3248 nucleotides long. Its product is annotated as SNF2 family N-terminal domain-containing protein. Gene Ontology annotation, cellular component: nucleus. Gene Ontology annotation, molecular function: chromatin binding; ATP binding; DNA binding. Lineage: Eukaryota; Fungi; Ascomycota; Sordariomycetes; Sordariales; Chaetomiaceae. The transcript is spliced from 2 exons. The record is from RefSeq and is a predicted model, not a curated record. Bases 320 to 3211 code for a protein of 963 amino acids.
GCUUGGAUUACGGAGGUGUUGCCCAACUUCAGAAUUGUUGAUCAAUUCGCUAGACGACCGCGGUUUUGGUUUCUCACAACAACUAGCUCAAUUUUCGCCUCCCAAACAAACAAGAAAUGCUCUCUUCUCAACUUCCAUUCUAAAACUUCGUAUCACAAGGUUUUCGACCAAGCAAGACUCGCAGUUUUAAACCCUUCAACCAGCGAGCUUUCUUUCUUGUCUUCUGACUUCUAGUAGUUCGAGGCUCCUCCGUUCUCUUUCUACUUCCUACCGACUUGCUCAUUCUUGGGGUAGAACUCCAAUUCAGUUUCCCACAACAAUGGAAUUCUCUUCGUCACCACCGACCGCCCGAGACAACGAUGUAGACGAGUUGAAUGUAGUAUCGCAAUCGCCGUACUUUACGCAACCGACACAAGUCGUCGAACGGCCCCCUUCGUCACCAAAACAAAUCAUCGAGGUGCCUGCCUCGUCCCCUUUCAGACCUCAAGCCGUCCAACAACGCGCGGGUCGAAUCGCAAACCUGAUGGCUCCUGCCGGGACCACCUUCAGGGCUCCUGCUCGGCAAGCGCUGCCAAUCCAGAAGAGCGCGCCGAAACGUCCGUUCAUUAUGAUCUCGGAUGAUGAGUUGGACGCACCGAUCUAUGCCGGCGGUGAUUCGUCAGAUGACGAAAAGGAGACAUCCAGGGCCGACAUACGUCCUUCUUCGUUUGCGCCCAAGCGACUCAGUACAUCGCAUGGCACAACAGGGGUACAAGCCCGUGUAGGCAAAAUCGAAGCAAAAAAGGCCUCCGCGAAUCCCAUUACGAGUCCUGAGAAGUCAUACACUCUCCAAAAGGAUUGGGUGUCAGUUCCAUCUUCCUCAGAUGAGAGUUUGGAGUCUCUGAGGCCGCAGCGGCCCCCCAAAGCAACUCGCCGGCGACUUGUGCAAGGGUGCCGGCCACGGGCUUCGAGCCCGUCGAGCCCGGUACUUCAACGUAGCCAAGAUUCGGCACUCAUAGACCUCGUUAGCGACGACGAGGGGAAUGAGGGUUACAAACCGCCGAAGGCUUCCUCACAGCGCGGUUCAUCCCCGGAAACCGAAGAAGAGGACUCGCUUGAUGACCGAGUCCUGAGGUACCUCAACACCUGCGAUGUUGUUCAACUCAUCGCAAUGGCCAAUGUCAAAGAAGAGACCGCAAAGGCCAUGGUAUCUCGCCAGCCAUUCGCCAAUCUGGACGCGGCUCGCAAGGUCACCCUGCAAAAGAAACGGGGCCAAAAAGCGGCCAAGGCCUCCAUUGGCGACGAGAUUGUCUCGGCAAUCGAGUCCUACGCCCACGCCUUGGAUGCUGUUGACCACAUCAUCGAGGUAUGCGAAAAGCAGGCGGAGACCAUCAAGUCGACUACCUCGCGGUGGAACGUCGACCAGACAGGCCAGCCUCGAAGCGAGUCGAUGUCUGACGAUGGGAAACCAAUGACUCCCAUGAGCAUUGCAGAUUCCGCGAAGUCAAUUGAAAUGCCUCUGGGUCAGCCGAGACUUAUGGAGGGCUGCACAAUGAAGGCCUUCCAACUAUACGGCCUGAACUGGCUAUAUCUGCUUUUUAAGAACCGGUAUGGAGCUAUUUUAGCCGACGACAUGGGCCUCGGCAAAACCUGCCAAAUCAUAUCUCUCAUGUGCGCCAUUGUUACAGAUUGGGAAAGCAAUGGACAGAAAAGUGGCGAGCGGCCCUGGCCGAACGUCAUCUUCGUGCCCCCGUCCACAUUGGCGAACUGGGCCGCGGAGUUCGAGAGGUUCGCUCCGAAGAUCAAAGUCACCCUCUACCAGGGCAGUCAAUUCGAUCGAGAUGAGAUUGCCGCGGAGAUCCUCGACGACCCCUCAAACCACCAUGUUGUCCUGACCACUUAUUCGCAGGUGUCGCGCAAGGAGGACAUCUCGAACCUUCGCCGACUCCGACCGAUAGUAGCCGUCUUCGACGAAGGUCACAAAAUGAAAAACCCGAAAACAAAGCUCUACAGGGACUUGCUGCGGGUGACCGCUACAUGGCGCCUAGUCCUCUCCGGAACCCCCAUACAGAACAACUUGAUGGAGAUGAUUUCCCUGCUCCAAUUCGUGGAACCCGACCUGUUCCAGGCCCAUUUCGAGAACUUGCAAGCGCUGUUCAACCAGAAACUCUCUCUGGCGGAUGUUUCCAAGGGAGCGCUGUUGCAUAGCGAGCGGGUUCCACGUGCGCGGACCAUUUUGGAGCCGUUCAUCCUCCAGCGGAGGAAAGAACAAGUGCUCAAGGACUUGCCGCCCAAGACAACCAGGGUCGUGCUGUGUAAGAUGGAUCCUGUGCAAGAAGCCCUCUACCGGGAGUACGAGAGGCAGUUCAAGAAGUCUAGCUCGCAAGAGUCGACCCCCCCUCGUGCCAAGGAGGGUAGAAACAACGACACGAAUAAUGUUUGGAUCCAACUGCGCAAAGCGGCGAUCCAUCCGCAGCUGUUCCGUCGGUUCUAUAAGGAUCAUGACGUCUCGAAAAUGGCGAAGAUCCUUAUGAAGAAAGUCUCACAAUCAGAGUUGAGACAACCAAAUUUGAGCCACCUCACCAACGAACUGAAAGCUUUAUCCGACUUUGAGCUGCAUCUCUGGUGCAGGGACUACAAGUGGAUCAAGGACUAUGAUCUUCCCAGCGGUUCUUGGAUGGAGUGCGCCAAAGUCAAGGCACUUCUUGGGUUGAUCCGGGAGUUUCAGGCCAACGGGGACCGCGCACUUGUCUUCACGAGGUUUGCCAAGGUGAUUGAGAUUCUGGGGGAGUGUCUCGCCUCGGAAGGAAUCGAGUACUUGUCGAUCCAAGGGAACACCGAUGUCAGUUCAAGGCAGGAACUGAUCAACAAGUUCAAUGCCGACGAGUCCAUUCCCGUGUUCCUCCUGACGACAGGCUCUGGUGGUACGGGCGUCAACCUGACGGCUGCCAACAAGGUCAUCAUCUUUGACCAGUCGGACAAUCCGCAAGACGACAUCCAAGCGGAGAACCGGGCCCAUCGACUUGGGCAGACUAAGCCGGUCGAGGUCGUCCGGCUGAUUAGCGAGGGCACCGUGGAGGAGUUGGUCCAUAAGGCGUGCGAGAAGAAGUUGGAGCUCGCUAACAAAGUGACGGGCUGGAGCACGGUCGAGAUGACAUCAAGUGAGAUGGAGUCGGCUGUGAAGAACGAGCUGCUGCGGCAGAUUGCAACAACGCCUCCGAACGACGACUGAAAGGUUCGCCUCUUGGUCGACCAUCUUUUGUCAGGCA